AUGGCGGUCACGCCGUCAGAAAGGAGCAGCAAGAUCGGUAUGGCUGUGCUGGCUCUGGUGGCAUCCUGUGCUGUGUGGACCUUCGUGCUCUACAUCCCCUACGCGUUUUACAUGGCGUCCUUCUCUUACGCAAAUGGUGAUGAGCCAGGUGAGUUUUCGGAAGGCCUCUUUAUUUGUCUUGUCGUCGGCUCGCAGCUUGGGCUAUUCGUUGUAAGCUCGAUGGGUGCCAAACACGCCGCGUUCCAAAGCGAGGACGAGACGCAGAAGGCCUACACGAUGUUUUACAACGCAGCAUUGAUCUUGAACCUCAUCAUGGACAUCGCGCUCCAGACCUAUCUAAGUUAUCUUCAAAUGGUCGGAGUCGGGGCCCACACGUCGGAUGGGCGCCUGCUAGGAAGCCUAGACAGCCUGCAGGAGAUUUUUGAGUCUUAUCCGGUCCAGAAGUCGGUGGGCAAUCUCCUCUUCGUGUACUGUUGGCCCUGUACAUUCUUUGUCCCUUUCCUGGCAGAGCCCUUCGCAGUACAGUGGCUGCCACGGCACAUUGGGCAGUACAUUGUAGGGGCAAAGAAGAAGAUCCAGGGGGAGAAUGCUGAAAAGGCCUUGGAGCUGGGGGAGAUGGAACAAGGUCGUUACGCAGAUUGCAUUUUCAACGUGAUCCUGCUCGCUUGCAUUCCUUUCAUUGCACCAGCCUAUCUUGCCAUGACGCUGGCCGCGCUGAUAUUCUCCCAUGCAUACCUUUAUAUCUACGACCAGGUAAAGGUGUUGCGUUACGUCCGUAAGUUCAACUUCAGUGACCCCGAGGCACAUUGGCUGGGCAUGCAGUUGUUUGCCAUUCCUUGCAGCAUUUUGGCCAGCGCACUGGUUUUCAAGGCAAACCAGAUGUCCAGCGGUUCCGAUGUCCUGGGUUCUGGCUACCUGCAGGGUACUUCGCUGCUGGUGGCUGUGGUCGGGGCAGCUGUGCUUCACUUCCUAGUGCACCUCGCAGUCUUGGAACUGGUGGUGAAACCGAUGGGCGAGGAAAACGACUUGAAGUCAUCAACGCUCUACGCGGAGGCUGCUCGCGAGUGCCCAGCUACGUACUUCUCUACCAAUCCUGUUUACUGCCGCUGGUCAGCAUUAAACUUGUGCUCGCCCUGUCGGGAAUGA
Molecule: messenger RNA, 1146 nt
Organism: Symbiodinium pilosum
Lineage: Eukaryota; Dinophyceae; Suessiales; Symbiodiniaceae
Source: the annotation of a GenBank genome assembly